Messenger RNA from Varroa destructor (honeybee mite), 3840 nucleotides. Its product is annotated as dual specificity protein phosphatase MPK-4-like. Gene Ontology annotation, molecular function: protein tyrosine/serine/threonine phosphatase activity. Gene Ontology annotation, cellular component: nucleus. Gene Ontology annotation, biological process: protein dephosphorylation. NCBI's taxonomy places the organism in Eukaryota, Metazoa, Arthropoda, Arachnida, Mesostigmata, Varroidae. The record is from RefSeq and is a predicted model, not a curated record.
UCAUUGAGGGCAUCCUGCUCGAUGAUAGUCUGUCCUCUGCUCUUUCGCUUAGACGUAUAUCCCUUUCCCAACUGCCUGCAAGGGGUCUUUCUUUGUUUUGAGGCCCCUUUCCAUGCAGCUCACGGCUAACGUUUUUCUCCAGACGGCCAGUAAGCAUUAUCAUGAUGAAUAGAUUCAUUCUGAUACGUUGUUGAUGCAACUUUACGAAAGCGUUUCAUAAUUCAAUUAAAGUGCCGUUUACCCUUGAUUCAUUCAUGCCGUUAUUAUUACAAUUACUCGGCUGAGUUUCAGAUUUAGCUAAGGUGACGUGGCGCAUAGUUGAAGAUGGAUAUUGGUGCAAAUCAACCCGUUUCUGGGAAAGGAGUUUCUGCGAGACAACUGUCGGGGUAUGAUAAUCCUCUAAUAGUGAUAGAUUCACUAGAAGAUCUUCCUGCAUCAGAAGAAGUUGAUACGGCUGGCCUCAAUUGUUCAGUAGUCGCUCCCAACAUCUUUGUCUCGGACCGCGCAACAGCUGAAAAUGAAGGUGCACUCGUGCGUCUGGGAAUAACUCAUAUUGUUACGGUAGAUAGUCAUAGACUUCGUGCAGAACUCUAUACGGAGCCAAAAAGAUUUCAAUUUCACUUUAUACGAGCGGAUGAUGUUGUAGAACAGGACCUCCUCACACAUCUGCCAGAAAUGUUCCAAUUUUUGGACAACGCUGGAAGGAUUCUCUUCCAUUGUCAUCAAGGUAUCUCCCGAAGCGUAACCCUAUGUAUCGCCUAUCUGAUGCUCAAGACUAUGAAAAGUUUAGAGGAUAUAUCCAAACAAAUAUGCCAAGCACGUCCGCAAGCUUUUCCCAACAACGGUUUUUGGACCCAGCUUUUGCUGUUUGAACGAAUGGGAAACAAAAUCGAUCGCCAUGAUCUGGGCUUUCAAAUGUAUGCUCUAAAGGAAUGCCUCGGAAAACUGCUUGCUACGCGCUGCAGUCAAUCGCUGACUUUAGCCGAGCGGGAAAACUUCUAUCAGUUCCUUCCGGAGAGCGAAUAUAAUAUUCGCUGUAAAAAAUGCGGUUACAGAAUAUCAUCUACGAGCCGAGUCAUUCCCCACCAACCGCUGGACAGAAUUCGAUGGUCUCGUGGCCUUAUUUUCGAUCGCGACGAAAAAAGAGUACCCGGUCUUAUCGAAGCGCGCCAAAGUCAACGAGUGGCUCGUAUGUUCUACCAAAAGCCCAGUUACUUUGCACAGAUUAAAGCUAAAAUGGUGAAAGAACACCGCGAAGUGAUGUUGAGACCCAACGAACCUCACCCGGCUUCGACUGAACGCUGCAAAAGAACUAUUUUUAUAAUUCCUGACGAACAAAUUCUAAGUCAAGUUUAUAAAUCGCUUGAAAAUACCCCUGGACAUAUCACGUGUGAAUGUGGGAUCCAACUGGGAAGAUACAGUUGGAAUCUUCCUGCGGAAUGUGUGACGUGUAAUUCCCAAUGCGCAUCUGGCUUUAUGUUGUUUUAUCAUAAAAUCUCACCACUUCCUGGACACGAAGAAGAGCUUGCCGCGCGUCUUAUGUCUGGAACCAAAUGACCGAGUACUUUUGAAUUAUGAUCUCCCUGAUGGACGCUCUUACCCCACCGUGAGCACAAUACAGAAUCGAUUGGAGGGCAGGCUAUAUUCUGUAAUAUUUUUGUGCAGUGUCGUAUAGAACGCAAAGAAAAAAAACCGUUUACUACUGUGCUACAGACAGCGCCUUAUAUUUAUAUUUUUAUGGGACACGAAUAUGAACCUGUUUAAUAUUGAGAUUUCAUAUUGAUACUCAUGUUGGGGUUCUAAUCAUAAUGAUUUCCGCUAGUUAAAAUAAUAAAAUGAACAUGUGAAUUCCGUUGCUUUGCUUUAGUAAUGUGUAAAUACGACCGCUGGAAACAAGCAAAAGAAACUGAAUUAUGUGUAAACAGACAGGAAGUACCUAUAUAUUUAUGCCAAUACGUUUAACAACUCUCGGUAAAUAACUAAUAGGAUCGUACCCUAGGAUUCUUUUGGGUAAUUAUUCCGAUCCUUAAUCUUAUCUUCAAUCAUUGAUAAUAAUGGCUAUUAAUAAAUUUUGAUAAUUUAAUGUCUAUAAAUAAACCGCGAGAACUCAAUAUUUGGGCAAAGAUAGCCAAUUGCUCAAAAUAUCGGUAACUUAAAACCGAAAAUUUAAAUCUUUCCACACAAGAUGCACAUGGAUCACCAUACGCUGUUACCGUAGAUAAAACAGUGAGAGCAAGUUAGAUAUCACAGGAAACAUGCUGAAGGUUUUCUUUUGUAUGUGCUAUUAUCGUUUAUGUUUUAUGACAUUGGCGGUUCUUCAAGCUAUAGACUCUUGCGCAUUUAUGUCAAUCCACGUUCAUUUCCACAGCUUUCUCAUUGUCGAAGUAGUCGAAGUGUCACAAACUUAAAAUUCGUGGUAUAAUCCGUUGAAAUUUCAAUGUUAUAAACAUCCUUCCUCGUUUCUGUAAUACCUCAACUAUGAAUAGAAGUGUCACUUGAGAAAGACCCCGCUCGGUCGUCAAUUUCUGUAUUUUCAAUAACACCGAGUUAUCUCUGGCACAGCAUAUGAUAUAGUGUAAACUAUAUAUGUCCAACUUGAUUUAACAAAAUACGGAUCAGCCAGGUAGCCUAAAAUAAAUCUAGCUGCUAUGAAAUGGUUGGUUGAUUUAUGAUGACACUUAUGUGAAUCCUUCACGAGUACCAAAAGGUGACAGUACUUAACUUAGAGACAGUACCUUGGUUCUGAAUUUAGACGAGAUUCUGGGAUCAAGCUCACCGCAUGCAAAAACACUGCUCGGGUCAACAAGUGAUCGUGUCUAAGAGGUUUUUCUCUAUGAUAAGUAGCCAACGAGUAAAAUUAAAUGUACUUGACUUUUAGUGCUAUUUUAAGAUACUGGGAUAAUAUAUUGAAAAGAGUGGAAUAACGCAUCCAUAAAAUGGGUUAGAAUUAAAAACAAGCAGAAAAGCGUAAAGGUUAAUACGCGUUAAAUGUAUUUGAAUACAAAUGUGGCUAAUUUUAUGUAGUCACUUCAUAACACCAAACAACUAGAAUGUAUCUCAAUGUAAACAUAUGUGAGAACUAUUUUGUUUUCAACUAAACCUUCAAAAUUGCUAUAUCUGUUAAUUGCUGUUGUCACCAUCAGUUUACCAUAACGGAUUAUUACGGCCUAAAUACAACUAUUUUUUAAAUAAACGGACUAAUACAGAAUAGUAUUUCUCUAAAAAAAUAACUAUUUUCUCGUCGUAUUAUUUCAGACAGGAUUAAUUGUCCUAAGUGCCAUAGAUGUUUAGGCAGAUACAAUUGGAACGGUCUUUUCUGUGAGUGCGGCGGAGAGUAUGACGCUGGCUUUAUCUUGACCCGCUCGUCAAUAGAUCAACCAAGCGGGUGGUGAUAUGACAAGCUGCCAUGCUGGCAAGAUUGGACAGGUACAUGUAAAGAACAAAUUCGAGCAGGAAAACAAGCCAACGAAUCAAUCAAUGAUAAUUCUCAAACUUCAACGGCGGCCACUGUCGUUACGUAUAACGAGUUAGAUGUUCCGAAAAGGUACAAGCCAUGUAUCGGCCUAUCAGAAUCGUGAAGCCUUUGUAUUGGAUAUUUUAUUAUACAUUCUUAAUGUAUAUCUAAUACGUUAAAACAAAUGAAAAUCAACAGAUUAUAUAUAUAUAUUACCAAAACCACAGCGGAAUAAUAAUCAGUGUGAAGUACACGAGCAUAGAAACAACUGAGGCCAUAUAUAGUUUUAUUACUGUCUUCACCUGAAGGGUCUUGGUGCAGUUUACAAAAAUUAGAUUGUAAGAUGCCUUAGUGCUUACCAGAUAAGUUGACUGAAAAAUUGUGGG